This is a messenger RNA of Phragmites australis (common reed), 2996 nucleotides long. Its product is annotated as probable ubiquitin-conjugating enzyme E2 24. Lineage: Eukaryota; Viridiplantae; Streptophyta; Magnoliopsida; Poales; Poaceae. The record is from RefSeq and is a predicted model, not a curated record.
AUGACCAAACGUGGUGUUGCAGUUGGAAUCAUGGAUUUGUUUGCAAUUGACUCGGAUAGUGAGUCGAACACUGGGACCAGUGACAGCGAGGACCAAGAAGAAUGUGAAUUCACAUACAUCGACCAUGCUCAGAACAUCCUGUCAAGUCUGGACGAGAGCAUUGGCAAGAUUGACAAUUUUCUGACCUUUGAAAGGGGGUUUCUGCAUGGGGACAUCGUCUGCCCUCUUUCUGAUCCCUCAGGUCAGCUGGGACGUGUGGUCGGUGUCACAAUGUUUGUUGACCUGGAGACAAGCUCUAGUGACAUAAUAAAAGAUGUCAACAGCAAGAAGCUUUCAAGAGUGAGAUCCUUUGUUUCUGGUGACUACGUGGUUUUGGGACCAUGGAUUGGACGGGUGAUCAGGGCAUUUGACCUGGUUACUGUUAUGUUCAGUGAUGGGGCAAAAUGUGAAAUGCUGUUAAGGGAUUCUGAUGUACUGAAGCCCAUUCCUCCUAUCCUUUUUGAAGAUGCACCUUAUUUUUACUAUCCAGGUCAACAUGUGAGGAUUAUCCAUCCUUCGGUUUCCAAGCCGGCAACAUGGUUGUGUGGAUCAUGGCGGCCCAGUAGAGAUGAAGGUGUUGUCUCUCACGUAGAUGUUGGGUUGGUGCAUGUAAACUGGAUCACCUCUGUAACAAAUGUUUGGGGAGAUCGAUCAUCCAGUCCUCCAAACUUUCAGGACCCAAAGAACCUCACUUUGCUGUCAUGCUUCCCUUAUGCUAAUUGGCAAUUGGGUGACUGGUGUGCUCUUAUGGCUGAUGCUGAUGGAUGCCUCUGGAUGAAUCCUGGCAAGUCUUGUUUUCCUACCAAGGCCCGGAUGUGCGACUCUCGCAUGCACAUGGAUUUUGAGACUUGCGGUUCAGGAUGUUCUCAAACAUAUGUUGUUGCCAAAACAAAGAGCAUUGUUGAUGUUCUGUGGCAAAAUGGAAGUAUAUCUCUUGGUUUGGAACCCCAAACACUGGUUCCUGUGAGCACCCUUGGUGAUCAUGAUUUUUGGCCUGGUCAAUUUGUCCUAGAGAAACUGACAGUAGAGGAUGCUGUUAGAUGUCAGCGAACUGGGAUAGUGAGAGAUGUGGAUGCACUUGAGCGAACUGUAAAUGUAAAAUGGAUUGUUCCAGCAGAUAGUGACACUGUCACAUAUGGAAGGGCCCCCACUGUGGAGACUGUGAGUGUUUAUGAGCUGGUAGAGCACCCGGAUUUCUCCUUCUGCACUGGUGAGGUCGUUAUCAGGUCAGCUGUGAACAUAGACAAGUCUGAAGCAGAUCUCACAAAUGGGUCAUUAGCAAGCAGGGAAUCAUUGGUUACCUACUCUGGCUUCUUAUCAUGCAUUGGAAAUGUUCUUGGGUACAAGGGUGACGGAAUUGAAGUCCAAUGGGCUAAUGGUGUGAUAUCCAAGGUGCAACAUUUUGAAAUAAUUGGAUUAGAUAGGCUUCUGGAUUGUUCACUAGAAUCGAUGAAUGAGUAUACAACUGGUGAUUCAGUAAACGUGGCUGAGCAGGAAGAAAUGCACCAUGAGAAUGCAAAUAAUGCUCAGGAGGAGUCUACUGAAAACUGCACCGGAUCCUCGUGCAAAGCCACUGCUUUUGUCUUUCCCAAGGCAGCUUUUGACUUUCUAACAAAUGUGGCUGCUACUUGGUUUGGUACUCAUGGUUCUCCGUCUUCAGGCUCAGUUAUGGUAGAUCCUCGAUAUGAAAUUGUGAAGACGGCAGAACUGCAGCCGUCUGCAGAAGAAUUGUCAGAAGAAAAUCCAAUAUUGGAGUUGGUGGCACAGGUUGAGAAGCCAAAUCUAUCUUCAGAAGAUGACAUUCCAAAAAGAUUUGAUGUAGUGACUGACUGUUCCGACCAUCACUUUGUGAAGGAAAAUGGCCACGAAAAUGUUACAAGAGGUUGGGUGAAGAUGGUCCAACAAGAAUGGACAAUCCUGCAAAAUGAUUUAUCAGAUGGUAUUCAUGUAAGAGUUUAUGAGGAAAGGAUGGAUCUUCUGAGGGCUUGCAUAGUUGGGGCAGAUGGAACACCUUAUCAUGACAAUUUAUUUUUCUUUGAUAUUUUCUUUCCUCCUGAUUAUCCUCAUGAACCACCUUCUGUUCACUAUCACUCUGGUGGCCUCCGCCUGAACCCAAAUUUGUAUGAGUCGGGAAAAGUAUGUCUCAGCCUUCUGAAGACAUGGACAGGAACUGGUAAUGAAGUGUGGAAUCCAGAAAACUCGACUGUUCUUCAACUGUUGUUAUCCCUCCAGGCCCUUGUUCUCAAUGAAAAACCUUAUUUCAACGAGGCGGGCUAUGACAAAUUUGUGGGGAAAGCUGAUGGAGAGAAGAACUCCAUCACUUACAAUGAGAAUGCUUUCCUGCUGUCAUGCAAGUCCAUGAUGUAUGUUUUACACAAGCCACCAAGGCAUUUUGAGAAGUUCGUCAAGGAGCACUUCACUUGUCGCAUCGCACGCAUUCUGGAUGCCUGCGAGGCUUAUCUUGGUGGCGAUCUCGUCGGACACGCACGUGACAAUGCAUACAUAUCAGAGGAUGGAAGCAAGAAUUGUUCAACCGGUUUCAAGAUAAUGCUUGCCAAGCUUCUGCCGAAGCUUGCCGUCGCCUUCUCUGAGGCUGGGAUCACCGGGGGGACAGUGAACCAGUGCAAGCCUGCUCCCUACAUCAGUACUGAUAGUUUGUGACACUGGUAUUAUAGAUUCGCCACGAAAUUGGGACCCUUUAAUGGCAAUGAUCGUGCGUGUAUGUAGAUGCUUGUGCGUUCCAAAUAAAAUGCUGCCUGGUGUAUGUGCUACUUAUGUAUCUCUUGUAAAUGCGAAGAAUAUAAGCAUGAUUGCUGAACUGAAAUGUUGCUAGCUAAAGGCAGCUGGGGUGGCUGGGUUUGGAUUGUGUUGUGAAUUGAGUGUGAAAACUAUGUAAUGUGUGAUUUGAAAUGGUUUCUGUUUCUGUCUGUAUAGUUGACAGAGAAGCUAUAUGUAUA